AUGUCUGCUUUGGCAUCGCCGCACGACGAGUCGCCGGCUCAUACGCCGCUUCCAGUUUCAGCAUCCCCGCAUGCCGACUCGCCCGCUCAUACGAAGUACCCUGCGAGGACAUCUUCGCGCACUGAAUCGCACGCUCAUACGGUGCAUGCUGUUGCAGCAUACUCGCCCGCUGAGUCGCCCGCUGAGUCGUCCUCUGAGUCGUCCUCUGAGUCGCCUGCUGAGUCGCCCGCUCAUACUCCGCUCCCCAAUCCAGCAUCCCCGCUCGCUGAGUCGUCUGCUCAUACGGCGCAUCCUGUCUCGGCACACUCGCACGCUGAGUCGCCCUCUCAUAAGCCCCACCCUACUUCGACAUCGCCGCUCGCUAAUCGCACUCAGUCGCUCAGCUUUGCAAACGUCGCCGACUUUGUUUCGCAAAAGAAAAAGAGACUAUCACUCAGCAUGACUAAGAUGAGCAACAAGCAGAAAAAGAAGAAGGAGGAGGACCCCAAGGCCGAUACACCGGCGUUCACGAUGCACCCGGGAACACCUGUUCGCUACGAUCAGACGAAAGACAAUGAAGAUUCCCUCCUUGAGCAGGAUCCGAGGCUAAAGUCGAUGACACCGUUUCAGAGAUUGGCCGCCGGCGUUCUCCCAAAAGGAUCUCCCGGCAGACCGGUGACUCCGCCAGACCCAUUCGCUCCUUCCGCGAGUACCUCACCUCCCUCCUGCCCCACGAGACCUCCUCCUCCCCCUCCUGUUACGCCCACCAGAGCUCUGAGGAACAUGCCGCACGCUCCGACUGCGCCGUUCCGUCCGACUCCCGCCCCGAGGGUUGAACAAGAGAGUGAAGGUUCCAAAGGUACCGAUGAAUUGCCUCAGCAGAAGAGAGACCUGGCCGCCCAGCGCGGACCUAUAGGCACUGGACAUCGUCGGGCUCGAGCCCAGACAAUCAACGAGUAUCCGAGUACCGCUAGCCAGGUUGCUCCGAGAAGUAAUUCGACCAACCAUAUCGAGAAUGCGACGAGUUCCCCCAUGAAGAUGCUUGGAAGAGUGUUUGGUGGACGCUCCACCACCCCCGCUGCACCUGCUCGCCCUCCGAAGCCGGAGACUCCAGACAGACCUCCCGUCAAGAUUAUCAGGUCCCCGAUGAAUGAUGACUCGAGACGGGUGGCGCAUUUCGGAUAUGCGGAUAUGAUGGCGGCUGGUGGAGAUGUUAGCAGCAUCGCGGCGAUCCCCAAGUUCCAGGAAUCCAGCGGCCAACAGGCAAAUGCCCGAUAUACGAAGAUGAUGGACGGCCUCAAGUCCGAUAGCGAGAGGAAGGCUGAAGAGCUCGAGAUUUUGAAGGCGGCAUUCGCUAAGAUUGCUACCGAUCUCAAAGCGGAUGCGGAGAGGAAGGACCAGGAGAUCACGGCAUUGAAGGCUGCUGUUGCCGCUUUGAGUGUCGGAAAGGUCACCACAGUCGCGAAAUCGACCUGGGAGAUGCUCGAAUCCAAAGGUCUGCUGAAGAACAUCCUCGGAAGGCUGGCAAAGAAGGACCUGUGUAGCCUGACUAGGGUCUCGAAGUACAUGAAGAGUGUGGCAGAGCCUGUCCUCUACAAGGAGCUCGACUUUUCGCCGAAGCUCCCCCACGAAUUUUCGUAUGCGUACCUCACGUUUAGACUCACGAAGCUUCUACGUGCUGGAAAUGGCCCCAAGCUGGCGAAGUACACCACGUACUUCAGAGUCGGAUCCGGUUGGCAGGAGAACGCCAUAAUUUACUUGGACUCAUCCAAUCCCAAAGAGCCGGCGCGGCCACUAACCAGCCCGAAGAAUAUCAAAGACGGAGAGCUUGAAUGGUCCAUGGAGAGACUCAAGGCGCUUUUGGACAAUGAAGGAGUCCAGGGAGGAGAUGGCGGGGCCAAAGAAGCCAAGGCUUACAUGAAUGCAGUUCUUAACUUUACGGAGGAAGUUGAGACUUUGAUCUGGGACUCGCCGAUCCCAUUGAAGAUCAACAACAAUGGUAUUCCGUUCAAGCUGGUGGAACUGAAGACCUUGAAGAUGAACCUCGGAACUCCCACUACGUUGCCUUCCAGGGAGCCAGGCAAGGAGGCGCCGAAGCUGUACUCGUACCGACCGAACAUCAGUUUCCUGAGAUUCUGCUGUUUGGUUACGUUGAAUCUCUACAACAUUGCGACCAGAGAUAGUUGUUGGUGGUCGCACAUCUACCUUUUCGUCAGCCGUAUGGCUUCAAGCCUACGCCACCUCACGUUGGAGAUGUGUCCGAUAGAGGACAUUACGGCGGUGCGUUUCCCUCAACUGUUCGUUCCAGGGCAAGACCUCGAUGGUUUGAGGAACCCAGUCCACAUUGGAUGGGAUAACCGGUUCAGCGUUGCUGGUGGAAAGGGUCUUCGCAUUGAGACCCUUCAACUCCGUGGCUUCAUCGUCAGUGAAGACACAUUCGACGAUGUUCUGGAUCCGGAGGUGCUGCGUACCGUCAAGUUGUUUGGCUGUAUGCGAAUGAAGGAGUGGGAGAUGAGCAAUGCUCAUGCUCGCCACAUCAAGAAUUUCGAGACUGAUGGUUGGGGAUUUCUCGGCUCCGCCCUGCGUAUCGCCAAGCACGAUCCCAAAGAGAUCGUUUUCACGCCGACGGAGACCAGGCCCAUGGAAGAAGCCCUGGGAGAACUCGUCAAGCGCAGCAUGACGAUCAGCAAGCUCAAGCUUUCCGCUGUCUGCUUCGUGGAGACCGAUGCGAUCAAGGUCUUCGUGGGUUCCGGAAACGGUGUUAGGCAUCUCGAGAUCGCCCUCAAGAGGGAGCAGUGGGACCACUUCGUCUGGAACCUGCACAACCUUCGCCACAUCGUUCAUGUGACGGUGUUUGUGGACGAGGGUGGCAAGAAGCCGACGAAGGGGCACCGCAAGCGCUACCCCGCCGACGAUGCCGAGGAGAUGGUCACUACAAUGGGCCCCAAGACCUUGCGCGAGGUGGGAGUCGGAGGUCACGUCUGGGCCAUCAAGUGGGUCAACAAGGAGAAGUUCAAGCUGGUGAAGAUCCAGUCUGUCCCGGCCAACCUCUCCCGCCAGGACUUGGCCGGCGCUACAAAGUUCCUAAAUAGUGGAGCCAAGCUGGUUGACGUCCGGAGAAAGGUGAAGACCACCAAGUAA
This is a messenger RNA of Tricharina praecox, 3120 nucleotides long. RefSeq lists its product as uncharacterized. The coding region runs from base 1 to 3120 and encodes 1039 amino acids. Lineage: Eukaryota; Fungi; Ascomycota; Pezizomycetes; Pezizales; Pyronemataceae. The transcript is spliced from 4 exons. The record is from RefSeq and is a predicted model, not a curated record.